AUGGUUGGAAGGAUACAGGGAUCAGUCAUCGUUGCGGCGGUGACCGUUCUAGCCGAUAUCGGCUACCGGAAUGAUUUCUUCGAGGGUUGCAGGGAGCAUGAACCCGACGUCAAAAUCCGUCCGCGGUGUGUUUAUGUGCCGCCUGGGUGGCUGGAAAGCGACACCUACCGGCGGUUUCCUCACGUGGCACUUGGAAAGUACCCUUUUUGGAGCGACGACUAUUACAACACAGUGCUGAACUUGACUCGGGCGUCGAUCCGGCGGAUCUUCAUUGUAAACGGCAUGGGAAAAGGCACGUUCGUGGAAUUCACAACCGUCCGGAGCAGCUGCAAGGUGACCGAUACGCCCGUCUACUCGGAGAAGCUCUGUCGACCUACCAGUAACAAGGCAAAUGGUUGGUGUCAAGCAGGAUUCGACUAUAAUCUGCCACAUAGAGUUCUGGUGGUGGUCUGUAAAACGCUUAAAUGA
Molecule: messenger RNA, 468 nt
Organism: Ixodes scapularis (black-legged tick)
Lineage: Eukaryota; Metazoa; Arthropoda; Arachnida; Ixodida; Ixodidae
Exons: 3
Coding region: 1-468 (155 amino acids)
Source: RefSeq, a predicted model, not a curated record